Hypomesus transpacificus is the source of this 1957-nucleotide messenger RNA. RefSeq lists its product as uncharacterized. The record is from RefSeq and is a predicted model, not a curated record. Bases 270 to 1436 code for a protein of 388 amino acids. Lineage: Eukaryota; Metazoa; Chordata; Actinopteri; Osmeriformes; Osmeridae. The transcript has 4 exons.
UCUUCAUCGAGACAAGAGGCCUCAAAACACGAACGCUCAACAGUGUUCUUAAAGUGCAUUUGAUACGUUCAGUUUAUUAAUUGACACAAUUUUUUUACGCUUUCUCGUGUUGGUACCCUGGCUAUCAUACCUUUGCAGGCUAUGACCGAAUUUGUAGUAUUGUUUUUCCCUGAGUGGGUGAGUCAAAACGUUUGACUCGGCAAGAUCCGUUCAAGUUAAGGUUUAUUCGGCACGAUGUUGGUGAUCGGUGAUGUGACUGAUAUCAGCUGAUGCAGAUUUUUUUUAUCAUGGCACCCUUCACAACCAUCCACUUACCUCAAUGGGAUGGAGGAACGCAGAAAAUUCGCUUUAUUUACUUGGCAAAUGCAACUUCUUUUAAGCUGACUUCUCCGUUGGAGAGGGGAAUGAUCCCGCUGUUUUUAGGAGCCGAUCUUUUCUCCGUUACUGACAUUCGCUCCGAGAACCGUUCCAGAUACCAUGCUAAGUUUGCAAAGAAAGGUUUGGCUACCAAGAUAAUUUUUUCCUCGGCGUUCAGGUUCCAUGGGCUGAGGGUACCAACUGCCAACAAUUGUCUGUGGUUCUACAGCAUCCAAGGUCUUUUCCGAAUCGCUUUUGAAUUGUACAGUAAACAACAACAGCUCACUGUUUUGGAACACUUCCAGGAUGUAUGGAAGGCACAGAUAGACGACAGCCCUCUGGAAAUGAGCUACAAUCUGAGUGUGCAGGUUGAUCCAUCACCCCAACAGAACAUCACAGAGAUGUACGACAAAGACCUAAAACUCAAACUUAUCACCCAGCAUAGUCAUGAUUUUAAGGAGAAUCCAUCUCCAGACAUGGACAUCCCUCUGACCGAGUCUGGGCUUUCAGGAGAUUCCUCCGCCGAUCACGACUACUGCUCCCCUCUCGAGAGACCUUCUACCCUCAGUCAAAAACUCCAGAGCUUGGAAGCCAAGUUAUCCGCUGAGGGUGAUCUGGGAAUGGAUCAGAGGAGCACCAUCUUGCUGCUGUUGGAGCACAUCGAGCACUGUGUUAGCGCGCCACCGGAGGAAAGAGACUUGGCGGACACGGUGAUAGCGCUGCUCGAGAGCAAAGCGACCGGUUCAGUGUACUCCAGCCACCUUCUGCAGUCUGUAGGCCGCUGGCUCGGCCAGCAGUUCCAUGCAGCUAACAGCAGCAUCAGCCAGCAGGUCGAGACUUUCAAAGUGCAGCACAUCGAACGGAUCUCCGAUUUGCCUCCGGCGGAGGCGCUUGCUGCGGAGCUGUUUCCUGAAGCCAUGAGGACUCUGUUGCUCCACUGGAUGGGCCUCAGUGAUAACUCCACUCACUGGAAGAGACAGAGUGAAUACCCCAUCCUUCUCCUCAUCCUGGAGUUUGCGAAUCAUAACCUCAUCACUGGCGUGGCUCAUGUUUUGUACUCGAGUCUAAUAUGCAAGUAGGAUAGUCCUGAGAGAUGUGGUGGAAUAUUUCCUACUGUUAUGAUUUGAGAUGUUAAGGCAUCUUCAGAACUGCACUCUUGUGAAAUUGUGUCAGUCAAACCAGAUAAUACAAGGGUAUUGAAUGUUGAGGGACUUUUACAUCAAGAAAAUAUGAAACAGUAAUCUUAUUUCUUCCACAAACCUAUAACUUUAUUGGUAAUUUGGACAAUGUUGUGAAACAAUCCCUAUACAUCAGAUUACCAUUCAGGAGAUUAAGCAAUUAAAGGUACAAUAUGUAAGAUUUUCAGUAAAAACAGUUUUCUCCCCCUAUAUACAUGUUGUGAAGUUGAAUAGCAGUUCAGUGCCAGUGGAAUGUCAAUUUCAAAUUUUGAAGCAGUCCUCUAACUUCCAGCCAAUUAUGUUCCAGCUAAUCGCCUUCCUCAUUGGCUUAGAAACCACUGCCAAACUCAAGCUGUAGGAAAGCACAAAGUUCAGACAAGAAUUGGGGGCACCAAUUCUCAUAUCUACAUUUCUUUGAUAAC